CUGUUCAUUGAGGAAUGGCGGUUUCCACAGCGUCUCAGCUCUUCUUCUACGCGUUUGCUUGCAUUCUCAUAGUUCUUCCUCGGCCUGCAUUUGGAAUCACAAGACAUUAUAAGCUCGAAAUCAAAAUGCAAAAUGUGACACGCCUUUGCCACACGAGGAGCAUUGUUUCAGUCAAUGGGCAGUUCCCAGGGCCUCGGCUUGUGGCAAGAGAAGGCGACCGCCUUCUGAUAAAAGUCAUGAACCAUGUUCCAAACAAUAUCUCCAUGCACUGGCACGGGAUCAGGCAGCUGCGUUCUGGUUGGGCUGAUGGACCAGCCUACAUAACACAGUGUCCUAUUCAGACAGGACAGAGCUAUGUCUACAACUACACCGUUGUUGGACAGAGAGGCACACUUUGGUACCAUGCUCACAUUUCUUGGUUAAGAUCUACAUUGUACGGUCCAAUCAUCAUUCUUCCCAAAUACGGUGUUCCUUACCCGUUUGAAAAACCUUAUAAAGAAGUUCCAAUGAUCUUUGGGGAGUGGUUCAAUGCAGACCCCGAGGCAAUCAUUAACCAGGCACUCCAAACAGGAGGUGGCCCUAAUGUUUCAGAUGCUUACACAAUCAAUGGUCUUCCUGGUCCAUUAUACAACUGCUCAGCUAAAGACACAUUCAAACUCAGAGUGAGACCUGGAAAAACAUACCUUUUACGGCUAAUUAACGCUGCACUGAACGACGAGCUCUUCUUCAGCAUCGCAAACCACACAGUAACAGUUGUUGAGGCUGAUGCAAUCUAUGUCAAGCCAUUCGAGACCGACACCAUCUUAAUUGCCCCUGGCCAGACCACAAAUGUUCUUCUGAAAACUAAACCUAAAUACCCGAGUGCCACCUUCUUGAUGACUGCUAGGCCAUAUGUUACAGGUCAAGGCACCUUUGAUAACUCUACUGUUGCAGGCAUAUUAGAGUAUGAACAACCUAGAAACGCCAAAGCGAUUCACUCAAAAACCUCUAUCAAGAACCUUCCACUCUUCAAACCGGUUCUUCCUGCUCUAAACGACACAAACUUUGCCACCAAAUUCGUCAACCAGUUGCGGAGCCUUGACAGCAAGAAAUAUCCGGCAAACGUGCCUAAAGAGGUCGAUCAGAAGUUCUUCUUCACGGUAGGACUGGGAACUAACCCAUGCAGCACGAAAAACCAGACAUGCCAAGGGCCUAAUGGCACCAUGUUUGCAGCCUCCAUCAACAAUAUCUCCUUCACAAUGCCCACAGCAGCUCUUCUCCAAUCUCACUAUUUUGGCCGGUCAAAUGGAGUAUACAGAACAGAUUUUCCCUUUGACCCCCUCUUCCCAUUUAACUACACAGGCAAUCCACCAAAUAACACCAUGGUUAGUAAUGGGACAAAGUUGCUGGUUCUACCCUUCAAUACCAGUGUGGAGCUGGUGAUGCAAGACACUAGCAUUCUUGGUCUUGAGAGUCAUCCCCUUCAUCUUCAUGGAUUUAACUUCUUCGUUGUCGGGCAAGGAUUUGGGAAUUUCAACCCCAAAAAGGACCCGAAAAACUUCAAUGUUGUCGACCCGAUAGAGAGGAACACAGUCGGAGUGCCAUCUGGUGGUUGGGUGGCUAUUCGAUUCCUUGCAGAUAACCCAGGAGUGUGGUUCAUGCACUGUCACUUGGAAGUACAUACCAGUUGGGGUUUGAAGAUGGCUUGGCUAGUUUUAGAUGGAGACAAGUCUAACCAGAAGCUUCUUCCUCCCCCGGCAGAUUUGCCAAAAUGCUGAAAACUAUCUUCCUUCUCCAAGAAUUCUUGUUCGUUUUCUUUUUCCCGAAUUCAAGAUUUUUCAGAUUCUUCGGCUGCUCAUCAAUUUGACAUGAGGUCAUUCUGUGUUAAAUAAGUUGUUUUGUUGGUUUGUACAUGAGGCCAGUUUGUGUUAAAAGUAAAAUUGUUUUGUUGUUUAA
Messenger RNA from Tarenaya hassleriana, 1935 nucleotides. Its product is annotated as laccase-17. Gene Ontology annotation, cellular component: apoplast. Bases 15 to 1757 code for a protein of 580 amino acids. Gene Ontology annotation, molecular function: copper ion binding; hydroquinone:oxygen oxidoreductase activity. NCBI's taxonomy places the organism in Eukaryota, Viridiplantae, Streptophyta, Magnoliopsida, Brassicales, Cleomaceae. The transcript has 6 exons. The record is from RefSeq and is a predicted model, not a curated record. Gene Ontology annotation, biological process: lignin catabolic process.